ACUGGAACCUGUUUCGUCAGGGUUCGGUUUCCAAGUUGGCCAUUGAACUUAAUUCGCACUCAUCCCAACGCCCAUUAACGACUUGACCCUUCGUCAACACAAAACAACAUCGAUUCUAUACAUACAUUCUCAAUAACGAUAACGCUCUUUGUUUGUGUUUUUUCCAUUUUCAUCUGACCCAUCCUAGCGAGUUCAUCUCUUCAGAGGCAUUGACGACGAUCCGAUUCAUCUUGGCUUGAGACGACCUAAGCCAUUGCGAUUGAAGCUGAAAAGCCAACAAACAAGACACAUACAUACUUUCGCAGCCUGAUUUUUGGCUUUAUCAACGAGCAGAUCGCUUUCUCGAAUCUCCUUCCAAUCUUCCCUCCUACAUAUCUCGAAAGUCUUCACAUCGACCUCCAAUAUGCGGUUUGAAAUCGACCCCGACAUCGUCCCCAACCUGAAACUUGGCCUUCACUCUUUCCAGAUCAUCAUAUCUCUGGUCGCAUGGUGUUUGCAAAUUGGUGUUUUCAAUGCAAAGGAUGCAGAGGUCACUGGAAGGAAUGGCUGGACAUUCGCAGUGUGUUUCCUUUCUGUCCCAGCAUGGAUCUUCCUCAUCAUGACUCCCCGAUGGGGCCGCACUCGUCGCUUUGCUCAACCGCAUGCCAUGCUUGCUGUUGACGCUGCUUUCACAAUCAUAUGGCUAUCUGCCUUUGCUACUCAGGCUGCCUACAAUGCCGCUGGUCAAUGUGGAAAGGCCUGCAGCAUCAGCAAGGGUAUUGUCGGUUGUGGUGUUCUGGUAACCCUCCUCUUCGCUGGUUCAACUUUUGUUUCCGCGUUUACCCUCAACUACUACAACAACCACAACAUCCUGCCAGGUUACGAUAACCGCCAGAUGGGCAGCGACAACAUCGACCCUGACAAGGCUGCUUUCUCCAUGGCUCCUCACGGCGAUGAGGCUUACGAGCGAGUCGACAUGGACGAUCACGAGCCCUCAGGCAGUGCCUACGGCGGUGGCUACAACAACAACAGCUAUAACAGCCACUCCCGCUAUGGCGAUGCCAACCCCUAUAGCGCCGAUGACGAGGAUCCCGACCGUUUUGGUGCCCUCCCCCCUCGAAACAACACCCUCUUCGACAACGACACUGAGUACCACUCCGGCGGUGCUCCUCCAUCAAUGCCUGCCAGCUACGCCAACCCAACAGGUGGUCAUCCUUAUGAGGAUGUACCCGCACAAUUCCCCGCCGGCAACUACGAUAGGGGGCACUAAGUAGCAACAGCGUGAUAAAUGAAAGAAAGGAUAUAUCGGUCUCUUUUUUAUGCAACGGUGUUCAUUUUGAUUGGGUGUGGAAUAGCCUGGGAAACUGCGUCUGGGAUGCGGGGUUCACAUGUUUUGUACGGUAGAUAACGCCUCUGGUCGAGGAGCGGCGUUUAACGGCGUCAUGGCUUUCGCGGAGACAAGGGAGAUGGAUGAGGCCUUUGGCUGCGUAUGAUCUAACUUAGACAUUGCACCCAUGCAAACACACACACAUAUAUAUAAGGCACUUUGGAUUCUCUCA
Molecule: messenger RNA, 1538 nt
Organism: Fusarium oxysporum Fo47
Lineage: Eukaryota; Fungi; Ascomycota; Sordariomycetes; Hypocreales; Nectriaceae
Product: MARVEL domain-containing protein
Exons: 3
Coding region: 404-1249 (281 amino acids)
Source: RefSeq, a predicted model, not a curated record